Scomber japonicus (chub mackerel) is the source of this 2153-nucleotide messenger RNA. RefSeq names its product TLE family member 5, transcriptional modulator (gene tle5). The record is from RefSeq and is a predicted model, not a curated record. Bases 718 to 1308 code for a protein of 196 amino acids. The transcript is spliced from 7 exons. NCBI's taxonomy places the organism in Eukaryota, Metazoa, Chordata, Actinopteri, Scombriformes, Scombridae. Gene Ontology annotation, cellular component: nucleus; transcription regulator complex. Gene Ontology annotation, molecular function: protein binding; transcription corepressor activity. Gene Ontology annotation, biological process: negative regulation of canonical Wnt signaling pathway; regulation of DNA-templated transcription.
UGGACUGACUUUCUAGCUCCGCCACCACUGACAAAUGUACUCAGUUUCCACAGGACUCAUCGGUUCAAAAGGAUAAAACGACGACUGAUUUUCUGCCGCUGGAAGAAGAGGGAUUCAACUUCAAACCAACGCGCAGACAUUUUGUUAUUUCUGAGAAUUACAGCGCUUUUCCCCCUCCUCCUCCUCCUCUCUCUUGACUUGUUCAUCAGUGCAGUCGCAGCUGGUUUUUAGGAGAGCGGACUGAAAGCGUUGAAGGGCCACCACAAGGCAAAGGAGGAAACCCGACGCUGUGUGCAUAACGUUGUUAAUUUCCAUGCGUCCAGCUCGCAUCGCUGCCCUUUUUGCAACAGCGAUGAAUCAUUUUGACUGACAGCUUUUGAAGAAUUAGCUAGCUUUAGCCGGCGAGGAACUGAUGCUGGUUUCCUGCUCACAGACACAGUAAAUACGGGGUCGGCACAUGUACAACUGAAUGGUCUUGCAUCACCCAGACAAGACACCGACUUGUACGUUCGCAAAGUGCAUUACUUAUAUUAUUUAUUUUUUUAAUUUGUGAAGACGGUCGCUAGCUACCGUUAGCUUGUCACCCCGCUAACGCUGGACAGCUCCUGGUUGAGGUUGGGCUAGCUUUGGACAAAGGACCAACGCAAGGAGAAAAUAUAAACACAGGGCGCACACUUAACCGUGUUUGGGAAGGAAAGCAACAAACAAGGAACUGACAUGAUGUUUCCACAAUCAAGACACUCAGCUUCAUCGCAGCAGCUGAAAUUCACAACCUCUGACUCCUGUGACAGGAUCAAGGAUGAGUUCCAGUUCCUCCAAGCACAAUACCACAGUUUGAAGCUCGAGUGUGACAAGUUGGCCAGUGAGAAGUCAGAGAUGCAGCGUCAUUAUAUCAUGUACUAUGAGAUGUCCUAUGGGCUCAAUAUUGAGAUGCACAAACAGGCUGAGAUAGUGAAGAGAUUGAACGGGAUCUGUGCACAAGUCCUCCCCUACCUGUCUCAGGAGCACCAGCAGCAGGUCCUUGCAGCCAUAGAGAGGGCCAAGCAGGUCACCCCCCCAGAGAUGAACUCCAUCAUAAGGCAGCAGCUCCAGGCUCACCAGCUGUCUCAGCUCCAGGGUUUGGCCCUGCCCAUGACCCCCCUGCCGCUGGGCCUGAGCCAGCCAACCCUCCCCGCCGUCACCACCUCCUCCGGCCUCUUCUCCCUCUCCUCCCUGCUGGCCUCCCAAGCCCAGCUGGCCAAGGAGGAGAAAGCAUCGCGUGACGGAGUUGACAGCCACCGCGAGGAGGACGGAGACAAGUCUGAUUAGAUGUUCUCCCAAUUCAGCUCUGUUUUUAUCCAGAGACCUGAAACCCCAGAUCUGAACCCCUUUGCCUACAGCCUCUCCCCUGGUCUCCCUCUCUGUGAUCUUAGCUAACAUGGGCUUCAGCCCUAUCACCACAGCUUCAGCUACAGACCCUUACUAACUCCCAUACUGUACCAGCGUACCUGAAGCCCUGUAUGCCCAGCCUCUUAUUUGGAGGGCUUAAGCACCUGCCCCUCAUGUCCCCUCAUGUCAGACUAGUCCUGAUUUCAUCAUAUGUACCACAUUUCUUUACCUUCUCCUCUUUUUAUCACCAUCGGGGUGUCUGUUUCUUAUAUAUUUUGUGUCUUUUCUUCAAAUACUUUUUUUUGUAUGACUUUUUUUUUUUUAUCAAGACUACUUUCUAUUUCUGUUCCUUCCUGCCUUCCUGGCACUCUGUCUCUCAGUUCUUAUUUCUGUUUAGUUUCUGUUUUUUUCCUCCCUGCCUCUCUUCCUUCCACUCUCCCCCAACCCCUGCCUCUGUUCUGAGUAGCUCCUUGUUAAGCAGGACUGAUCUGUGAGACUGAACGCACCGUACCAUAGGUGUUAAAACAGACUAAAUGUUAAACACAGGGAUUCUUUGACAAGCUAUAUAUCUUGUCAGACACAAUACGGGAUUCCUGCAAACUUCUUUUUCCUAAGAAAACGGUCUCACAGAGAUCAGUAGUGUUGAUAUUUUUUGGCAGUUCAGAUUGCAUGCAUCCAUUCCAAGCUUCAAAUUGGCUGUGAGUUCAGAUGAUGGUUUGUUAUGAUCUGAGUUUUGUUUAAGUAAUGCCCUCCAAAAGAGAGCAACAUCCCUAUUGCAUUGCUAU